CUUAAGGAUCUGUAGUGUUACUACUUUAUAACUCCCCCCCACCGUGUGUGUGAUUAAUACUGGGUUAUAAGGUUUAAGAUUACAGGGUAUAGUUUUACACUGCACCCAUCUCAAAACACUUUUUGAAUGAAAAGAAUGGGAAUAUAUUCACAUCAUGACAUAUACAACUUCAUAGGGGCAAUAGAAGAAAAUAAUAAAGUGGUAUUGCUGUUUUUUAUUUUGCUUGUAUUCUAACUUGAAACUUUCAGGGGCCAGGAGCUAGCAUAAUGGGUGCAUCUUAGCCUGGAUUCCGUCCCCAUCCCUUCAUGGGGGCACCUUAGAUCCUUCCAGCAGGAGUUCCACUCAUGACAGAGCAAUGUUUGGCAUCUUUACCUCUCUCUCCUCUUUCUCUCAAAGGACAUGAAGAGGAAUUGGACCAGGGAGGUUAUUUAGGAGUGUUGUGCAUGUACAGGCCCCUAGGUACAUUCAGCACACUAUUCCUUGUUGAAGAAGGAUCUAAAAAUGUGCAACUGGGCUCUUUAAUUGGUUUGCUAGUUGAGGAGGGGGAAGAUUGGAAACACGUUGAAAUUCCCCAAGAUAUGGGUCCACCUCCAGCUUCACAACCUUCAGUGCCUGGCCCCUUACCAGAGGUGCAAAUUUCUACCCCUGUUAAAAUGGAAUCCACAGUGGGAAAACUGCAGUUCCGUUUAAGUCCAGCUGCUCGGAAUAUUCUGGAAAAACAUUCACUGGACAGUAGCCAGGGCACAGCCACUGGCCCUCGUGGCAUUUUCACUAAAGAAGAUGCUCUCAGACUCCUCCAGUUGAAACAGAUGGGCAAGAUCGCUGAAUCCAGACCAACCCCAGCUGCCCAAACCACUCCCACAACUCCCACAGAGCCUUUGGCCCCCCAGGCCACAGCCAUGCCAUCUUAUCCCCGGCCAGUGAUCCCACCAGUAUCAACUCCUGGGCAACCCAAUGCUGCGGGCACAUUCACUGAAAUCCCUGCUAGCAAUAUUCGACGAGUUAUUGCCAAGAGGUUAACAGAAUCAAAAAGCACUGUACCUCAUGCCUAUGCUAGUACUAACUGUGACCUUGGUGCUGUUUUAAAAGUUAGACAAAAUCUGGUCAGAGAAGAUAUUAAAGUAUCAGUAAAUGAUUUUAUCAUUAAGGCAGCAGCAGUUACCCUUAAACAAAUGCCAGGUGUUAAUGUAAGCUGGGAUGGAGAAGGCCCAAAGCAACUGCCCUGUAUUGAUAUUUCAGUGGCUGUGGCAACAGACAGAGGUUUAAUUACCCCGAUCAUAAAAGAUGUUGCCGCUAAGGGUAUACAGGAAAUUGCUGACUCUGUAAAGGUUCUAUCAAAGAAAGCAAGAGAUGGAAAAUUGCUACCUGAAGAAUAUCAAGGAGGCUCUUUUAGCAUUUCCAACUUGGGGAUGUUUGGCAUCGAUGAAUUUACUGCAGUGAUCAACCCUCCUCAGGCCUGCAUUUUGGCGGUUGGACGAUUUCGACCCGUGUUGAAACUCACUGAGGAUGAAGAGGGAAAUGAAAAACUUGAGCAGCACCAUCUCAUCACAGUCACAAUGUCAAGUGACAGCCGAGUGGUAGAUGAUGAACUCGCUACGAGGUUUCUUGAAACUUUCAAAGCAAACCUAGAGAAUCCUAUCCGACUUGCUUAAUCAUCAAAGAAGUUGGCUUGUAGCAUAAUAAUACAAUCUAAGACAUUCACACUCUAGAAAGAUAGCUAAAUUUUCAUGUAGGAAGUGGAAGAAACGACUAUUUAAGGUAAAAGAGUUUGAUCUGAGUUGUCUUCAUUUUCAGUUUGGAUUUAAUAUUAUGUAAAUGAUAACACUGUAACUAAUAAAAGAAAGGUAAAAUCUUGGUUAGCCAGAUCCAUUUUUAACCUCUGGUGCUAAAAGAGGUGUUAAACUAGAUGUAAAUUAAAUUAUCAUUGGCUUAUUUGAGCACUUUGGAAUAUUUAAGUAUGUUUGAUAACUUGUAAAAUUAAAAAAAAAAAGUGCUAGAACUCUUCCUUAAUUGUGUGAAAUUAGUGGUGUACAAAGGGAAAGAUGCUUAUGAAUUCAGCAGUGGAGCCUCACUCUUUUGUAAGCACUGCUCUAGAUAAUACUUGAACAAUUUACUAUGUACCAGAAUUUAUUCUGAACACAAAUCAAUAAAUAAGAAUCAUGUUGUGA
Erinaceus europaeus (western European hedgehog) is the source of this 2168-nucleotide messenger RNA. It is a transcript of the gene PDHX, whose product is annotated as pyruvate dehydrogenase complex component X. Bases 345 to 1652 code for a protein of 435 amino acids. The transcript is spliced from 9 exons. Gene Ontology annotation, cellular component: mitochondrion; pyruvate dehydrogenase complex. NCBI's taxonomy places the organism in Eukaryota, Metazoa, Chordata, Mammalia, Eulipotyphla, Erinaceidae. The record is from RefSeq and is a predicted model, not a curated record. Gene Ontology annotation, biological process: pyruvate decarboxylation to acetyl-CoA. Gene Ontology annotation, molecular function: acyltransferase activity.